GCCAAGAGUGCGCGGGCGGCGGCGCUGCGGGUGCGAGCGCGGAGCUGGGAGGCGCAGGCCGGGCCCUGGGGCACCGAGAGACUGGGGCCAGGGACGUGGCAGCCGCCCUGCCCGCCAGAAAGUUUCCUUGAAGUUUGCUGGGCGCCGGCGUACGAUCGACCGGCCGGACCAUGAACGUGUUCCGAAUCCUCGGCGACCUGAGCCACCUCCUGGCCAUGAUCCUGCUGCUGGGGAAGAUCUGGAGGUCCAAGUGCUGCACGGGCAUCUCUGGGAAGAGCCAGAUCCUGUUUGCACUCGUCUUUACCACCAGGUACCUGGACCUGUUCACCAACUUCAUCUCUAUCUACAACACAGUAAUGAAGGUGGUUUUUCUACUCUGUGCCUAUGCCACAGUGUACAUGAUAUAUGGGAAAUUUCGUAAAACUUUUGACAGUGAGAAUGACACAUUCCGCCUGGAGUUUCUUCUUGUCCCAGUCAUUGGCCUUUCCUUCCUUGAGAACUACAGUUUCACUCCGCUGGAGAUCCUCUGGACUUUCUCUAUCUACCUGGAAUCAGUGGCUAUUCUGCCCCAGCUCUUCAUGAUCAGCAAGACUGGAGAGGCUGAGACCAUUACUACUCACUACCUGUUCUUUCUGGGUCUGUACCGGGCACUCUACCUGGCUAACUGGAUCAGGCGGUACCAGACUGAGAAUUUCUAUGACCAAAUAGCAGUGGUGUCUGGAGUAGUACAAACCAUCUUCUACUGUGACUUCUUCUACUUGUAUGUGACCAAAGUCCUUAAGGGAAAGAAGUUAAGUCUUCCAAUGCCAAUUUGAGGACUCUCAGAGAUGGUCGAUGCCUUAAUUUAACAAGCACAUGAAGGAAACUACUUUGAACAUUCUCCUUGGCAACUUACGGUAACUUGGGAUCAAAUGUUGAAACUAGAAAAAUGCUUAGUGUGGAUUUCAGCAAAGCCUGAUCAUCCCACCUCAGAUUGCCCUUAAAGACCCAUUAUGAGGUCAUAAAAAACCUGGGCCAACUGUACAAGUAUGAUGCCUCAAAAUAACUGCAACAAACCUUACCAAUGAAAUGGAUCAAAUAAAUGACUGCUAAGGCCGAAGGCCAAGACUCGUGACAAGGAAGUCAACCCCAAUCUGGAAUGAUGUCCCUCCUGUUA
Molecule: messenger RNA, 1156 nt
Organism: Sapajus apella (tufted capuchin)
Lineage: Eukaryota; Metazoa; Chordata; Mammalia; Primates; Cebidae
Gene: KDELR3
Product: KDEL endoplasmic reticulum protein retention receptor 3
Exons: 5
Coding region: 171-815 (214 amino acids)
Biological process (GO): protein retention in ER lumen; endoplasmic reticulum to Golgi vesicle-mediated transport
Cellular component (GO): membrane; cis-Golgi network; endoplasmic reticulum
Molecular function (GO): ER lumen protein retrieval receptor activity
Source: RefSeq, a predicted model, not a curated record